Funneliformis mosseae is the source of this 966-nucleotide messenger RNA. NCBI's taxonomy places the organism in Eukaryota, Fungi, Glomeromycota, Glomeromycetes, Glomerales, Glomeraceae. The record is from the annotation of a GenBank genome assembly.
AUGUCUGUAGAAAAUCAAUCAAAUUAUGUUACAACCGUUGAAAAAUGGGAAAAAAUGGCCGAUGGUGUGGAAAUAUACACAAAGACAUGGAAGUCUGCCAUUGAUCCCCCAGUUGCAACUGUCAUAGCUUUACACGGAUUCGGUGAACACGUUAACCGCUAUAACUAUGUAUUUACAAAGUUCGCUAUAAAGGGAGUUGAUGUUUUUGGUUUUGACCAACGUGGAUUUGGUCAAACUGCUGUUCGUAAUAAAAAUCCUGGUCAGACUGGUGGCUGGAAAGUUGUCACUGAAGAUAUUACUAGAUUCCUAAUUAUGAAUAGACGUCCGGGCAUUCCUCAAUUUAUAUUUGGUCAUAGUAUGGGAGGCGGGCUUACCGCUAAUUAUGUUUCUGUUGGCCCAGAAAGACAUAAUUUAGCCGGUGUCGUCUUAUCUGCUCCUCUAAUUGAAUUAGCUCCCCGAUAUCAAGUACCAAAACCCAAAGUUACUAUAGUUAAUGCUAUAUCAAAACUUAUGCCUAAUUUAACUAUUCCCGUCAACUUGGAUAAAUCGUUUAUCAGUCAAAAUCCAAAAGAAGUUGAAAUAUAUGAGAAAGAUCCUUUGAUAAUUGGUAUUGGUUCAUUACGUGGUCUUGGUGAUAUGAUUCUUGGCAUAAGAACAGUUAUAAAAGAAAAAUAUAAGAACAUUACAUUACCUAUUUAUAUCUGUUUUGGUACUGCUGAUUCAAUUAAUAGUUGUGAUGGUGCAAGAGAAUUCUUUAAAAAACUUCCUUCCAAAAAUAAAACUUGGCGUGAAUACCCCGGUCUUUAUCAUGAACUGCAUCGUGAAGAUGAUAGGGAUAUGAUUAUUGAUGAUUAUCUUAAUUGGAUAUUAAAGAGAGCUGCUUCCUCAAGCUCUGAUGAUAGUAUUCAGAUAUCUACUUCAAAAAAUAACUCAGUUCCUUCUCCUUUAGCUCUUGCUUCUGUAUAG